This is a messenger RNA of Insectozyma verbasci, 1164 nucleotides long. The record is from the annotation of a GenBank genome assembly. NCBI's taxonomy places the organism in Eukaryota, Fungi, Ascomycota, Pichiomycetes, Serinales, Debaryomycetaceae.
AUGUCAAACAUAAAUUGGAAAAAUGUAUUUACUACAUCAGCAUCAUUUAUAUCUAUAAUACUAUUGAUUAAAGAACUACGAAGUCUAUAUAAUAAAGCAAACAAAUUAACUUCAUUACCUCCAAGAUCUCGCGGUGUUGAAUCAUUAAUUGGUAACACUCCAUUAAUUGAAAUUAAAUCAUUAUCAAAAUUAACAGGAUGUAAAAUAUAUGCAAAAUUAGAAUUAAUGAACCCUGGAGGGAGUGCUAAAGAUAGAGUAGCUUAUGAAAUUAUAAAACAAAGUGAAUCAAAAGGAUUGAUAAAACCAAAUGAAAAUAAUAUAAUAUUUGAAGGAACAAGUGGAUCAACUGGUAUUUCAUUUGCAAUUUUAAGUAAUGCUUUAGGUUAUAUUGCUCAUAUUUGUUUACCUGAUGAUACAUCACAUGAAAAAUUACAGUUGUUGACUAGUUUAGGUGUUGAGAUUGAAAAAGUUAAACCUGCAAGUAUCGUCGAUCCAAAUCAAUAUGUAAAUGUAGCUAGAUCAGGGGCUGAAAAAAUAAACAAUUCAAAUACUAAUCAAAAAGCAAUAUUUGCAAAUCAAUUUGAAAAUGAUUUUAAUUGGAGAAUACAUUACAAAACAACGGGACCUGAAAUCUAUAAACAAAUGGAAGAGAAAAUAGAUGUAUUUAUAAAUGGUAGUGGUACUGGUGGUACUAUAACUGGAGUUGGAAAAUAUUUAAAAGAAAAGAUACCAGGUGUUAAAAUAAUACUAGCUGAUCCUCAAGGUUCAGGUUUAGCUAAUAGAAUAAAUUAUGGUGUAAUGUAUGAUACAAAAGAAAAAGAAGGAACAAGAAGAAGACAUCAAGUAGAUACAUUAGUCGAAGGAAUUGGUUUAAAUAGAUUAACAUGGAAUUUCAAACAAGGAGAACAAUAUAUCGAUGAAGCAAUUAGAGUAACUGAUGAACAAGCAUUAAAAAUGGCUAAAUUUUUAUGUAAAAAUGAUGGAUUAUUUUGGGGUUCUUCUGCUUCUAUAAAUUGUGUAGCAGCAGUUAAAACAGCUUUUAAAUAUGGACCUGGCCAAAAGAUAGUAGUCAUUGCUUGUGAUUCUGGUGAACGUCAUUUAUCUAAAUUUUGGAAUCAUGCAAAAGAAUAUGAAAAUGUGACAUUAGAUGAAGUAUUAAAAUAA